AUGGAGGACAAUUACACCAGCUCUCUAGCGUUCGAUGUCAAGAUGGGGAAUAUGACGAUGGAGGAUUGUGAUCUUUUGCAGUACAACGGUACAUACAAUGAAACUAUACAUGGUGUUUUAUGUUUAGAACAUGCUCCAACCCUCACACAUUCCGGUAUGAUUCGGGUGUGGGUGUUAACAGGAAUGGCUUUGCUAUCAUUAUUCGGCAAUGCUGCGACGAUUUUCAGCAUCAGACGGUCGCGUUCCAGGCGUCUGGCUCGCCACUCGUGGAGCGCUGUUUAUACGCUCAUUCUACAUCUCUCCAUAGCCGAUUUACUGGUGACUAUAUUUUGCAUAGCUGGCGAAGCUGCCUGGAGUUAUACGGUUCAGUGGUAUGCAGGGAACUUAGCUUGCAAACUUUACAAAUUUGUGCAGGUGUUUAGCUUGUACUUGUCCACGUUUGUGCUGGUGCUGAUCGGGGUAGAUAGAUUUCUGGCCGUUCGCUAUCCCAUGCAGUCGUUGAGCACAAUGCGUCGAUGCCAACGGCUGCUUAUUGCUGCGUGGCUGCUGAGCUUCAUUCUGAGCACACCUCAGUUGGCGAUUUUCCACGUGUCCAAAGGACCUUUCUGGGAAGAUUUUCAUCAAUGCGUCACUCAUGGAUUCUACUCAGAACAGUGGCAGGAGCAGCUGUAUACCAGCCUGUCACUGGUGACAAUGUUCAUAUUACCGUUACUGGUAUUGGUCUGCACAUACGUGUCUACAAUCAUUACAAUUGCCAUUAUAAUAGCAAAUUUAGAAAUGGAUGAAAAAUCUACUCAAAAACCUUAA
Ctenocephalides felis (cat flea) is the source of this 807-nucleotide messenger RNA. Its product is annotated as gonadotropin-releasing hormone II receptor-like. The record is from RefSeq and is a predicted model, not a curated record. The transcript has 3 exons. Gene Ontology annotation, biological process: neuropeptide signaling pathway. Lineage: Eukaryota; Metazoa; Arthropoda; Insecta; Siphonaptera; Pulicidae. Gene Ontology annotation, cellular component: membrane. Gene Ontology annotation, molecular function: corazonin receptor activity; protein-hormone receptor activity. Bases 1 to 807 code for a protein of 268 amino acids.